Messenger RNA from Gadus morhua (Atlantic cod), 3472 nucleotides. RefSeq names its product VPS51 subunit of GARP complex (gene vps51). Gene Ontology annotation, cellular component: GARP complex; membrane; EARP complex. The transcript is spliced from 11 exons. Lineage: Eukaryota; Metazoa; Chordata; Actinopteri; Gadiformes; Gadidae. The coding region runs from base 323 to 2737 and encodes 804 amino acids. The record is from RefSeq and is a predicted model, not a curated record. Gene Ontology annotation, biological process: Golgi vesicle transport; retrograde transport, endosome to Golgi; lysosomal transport.
CAAUCACGCAACCUGACGCAAAACCCGGAACUAGAAUACCCUCGGUGGGAUGGAAAAGAUGAACACGUCACACUGAUGAGAGGAUUAAUAUGACAAAACGACCAUGAACACUUUAAAAAUCAACAUCAACACAUGCAACAGCUAGGAUACCUCCCGCUGGGGACAUAGAGAGCUUCAUCUCAGCUCUGUUCCGUCCUCAUCUCAGCUGUGAACCAGCUUCAUCUCAGCUGUGUUUCCCUGCAGAUCCCAGCCGACCCGAGUCCGACCCCCUGGUGACUGAGCCGACCCGUGUCCGAACCCCUGGGGACUGAGGAGCUGCAGGAUGGACGUGGAGGUCGAGACAACAGAAGCGGGGGCUUCGCGGAAGCGGAGAGUCCACGGGAUGCUUAAGAUGUAUUACGGGAUGAACGAGGAGGGGAAGGCCGACCAGCCCGACUCCGCGGACCCCUGCGACAUCAACGGGCAGAACUUCGACCCGGACGUGUACCUCAAUAAGCUCCGGAGGGAGUGUUCUCUGGGGGAGCUCAUGGACCAGGAGGGCUGCAUGGUGAAGCAGAUCCGCUCGCUGGACAGCGACAUGCAGACGCUAGUCUACGAGAACUACAACAAGUUCAUCUCGGCCACAGACACCAUCAGGAAGAUGAAGAACGACUUCAAGAAGAUGGAGGACGAGAUGGACUGCCUGACCACCAACAUGGCCGCCAUCACAGAGUUCAGCGCCUCCAUCAGCGGGACUCUGCAGGACCAGCACACCCAGAUCACCAAGCUCUCCGGGGUCCACUCCCUCCUGAGGAAGCUGCAGUUCCUGUUCGAGCUCCCGGCGCGGCUCAAUAAGUGUGUUGAGCUGCAGGCGUACGGCCAGGCGGUCAGCGCCCACGGGCGUGCACGCUGCGUGCUGCAGCAGUACAGCCACCUGCCCUCCUUCAGGGGCAUCCAGGACGACUGCCUCCUCAUCAUGGACGGGCUGCGGCUGCAGCUCAGACAGAGGUUCAGGGACGGGGGCUCCAGUGCCAAGGACCUGUCGGAGUGCGUGGAGCUCCUGCUGCAGCUGGACGAGCCGGCGGAGGAGCUCUGCGACAAGUUCCUGAACCACGCCGGGGCGCGGCUUCACCUGGACCUCACCGGCCUGGAGGCCGAGAUCCCCCCGCCGCCGGCGCCGGCGUCGCCCCCCGCCGCCUCCCCCUCCCCCGCGGCCCCCUCCCCCGCGGCCCCCUCCCCCACAGCCGCCCAGACGGACAUCCUGGAGUUCAUGGACCGCGGCUGCAACGAGUUUGUGAGCAGCCUGUGCCUGGUGGUGACGUCCUACCAGGAGCUGUUCGUGAGCCACGCCCCCGCCGGCGCCCCCGGGGACGUGCCCCGCAUGGCCAGCGCCAAGCUGCAGGUGUUCGUGGACGAGCUGGCCGGCCGCUACUUCUCCAUCGUGGAGCGCCGCAUCCAGGGGGAGCGCGGCGUGGGGGACAACUCGCUGCUGGUGCGGGCGCUGGACCGCUUCCACCGCCGGCUGCAGGCCGUGUCCAAGCUGCUGCCCGGCUCCACCGUGCCGGCGCGCGGCACGCAGAUCGUGGUGCGGGCCGCCACGGAGCGCGUGCAGCGCUACCUGGAGGCGCUGAAGAGCUUCUACCUGGACACCCUGACGGACGUGCGGCAGGCGCUGGCGGCCCCGCGGCUCUCGGUGGCGGGGGGCCCCGGGGGGCUGACCCCCGGUGGAGGGCUGCCCGACCUGCUGGCCUCGCUGUCGGCCUCCAUCCUCAACCAGAUCAAGGCGGUUCUGGCCUCGGUGCACCUGUUCACCGCCAAGGACAUCACCUUCUCCAACAAGCCCUACUUCAAGGGAGAGUUCUGCAGCCGGGGCGUGCGCGAGGACCUGGUGGUGAGCUUCAUCCAGUUCAUCUGCCAGUCCUCCCGGGGGUUCUGCGACAGCCCGGGGGACAAGGGCGGGGCCACCCCCCCCGCCCUGCUGCUGCUGCUGUCACGCCUCUGCCUGGACUACGAGACCUCCACCAUCUCCUACAUCCUCACCCUCACCGACGAGCAGUUCCUGGUCCAGCACCACAGCCCCGUCACCCCGGUCACCGUCCUCUGUGCCGAGGCCCGGGAGGCGGCUCAGAGGCUGCUCAACCACUACGUCAAGGUCCAGGGUUUGAUCAUCUCCCAGAUGCUGAGGAAGAGCGUGGAGACGCGUGAUUGGGUGAACACCAUCGAGCCGCGCAACGUGCGUGCGGUGAUGAAGCGGGUGGUGGAGGACACCACCUCCAUCGACGGGCAGGUGGGCCUGCUGUACGAGGAGGGGGUGAGGAAGGCCCACAGCAGCGACUCCAGCAAGAGGACCUUCUCCGUGUACAGCAGCUCGCGCCCGCAGCCGCGCUACGCCGCCAGCUACACCCCCAGCGCUCCGAUGGACACCAACCUGCUGAGCAACAUCCACAAGCUGUUCUCCGAGAGGAUCGACAUCUUCAGCUCCGUGGAGUUCAACAAGGUGUCUGUGAUGACGGGCAUCAUAAAGAUCAGUCUGAAGACGUUCCUGGAGUGCGUGCGGCUGCGGACGUUCGGCCGCUUCGGCCUGCAGCAGGUGCAGGUGGACUGCCACUACCUGCAGAUGUACCUGUGGCGCUUCGUGUCCGACGAGAACCUCGCCCACUUCCUGUUGGACGAGAUCGUGGGAAGCACCGCCCACCGCUGCCUGGACCCCGCCCCCAUGGAGCAGAGCGUCAUCGAGGUCAUCUGUGAGCGGGGGUGAAGGGGUCACAGGGGGGAGGGGUGAGGGGAUGAGGAGGGAGUGAGGGGGGUGAGGUAAAGACAAGAGGGCUGAGGUUAUGAGGGGUGAGGGGGUGAGAGGGUGAGGGGUUGAGUGGGGGGGUGAGGUAAAGACAAGAGGGAUGAGGUUAUGAGGGGUGAGAGGGUGGGGGAUGAGGAGGGAGUGAGGGGGGUGAGGUAAAGACAAGAGGGCUGAGGUUAUGAGGGGUGAGGGGGUGAGGGGUUGAGUGGGGGGGUGAGGUAAAGACAAGAGGGAUGAGGUUAUGAGGGGUGAGAGGGUGGGGGAUGAGGAGGGAGUGGGGGGGUGAGGUAAAGACAAGAGGGCUGAGGUUAUGAGGGGUGAGAGGGUGAGGGGUUGAGGAUUGAGUGGGGGGGUGAGGUAAAGACAAGAGGGAUGAGGUUAUGAGGGGUGAGAGGGUGCUGUUUGUCCACAUGAAUCACUGAAUCACUAAAUGAUUAACUUCUUACCUGCUAGAUAAAAAAAGGCAGACUCUGUGGACCCAUGACAGAUAUCAACAUGACUACGCUUUACUAAGGGGAACUGAUCUGACUGUUUGAAUCAACACUAUAUACAUUAAACGUAUGAUUAUCGUUUUUGACGUUGAUGUGACCCACAUGACUUUAUUAUCCUCUGGCGGGUCCUGAUGCUAGCGGGAAAGUUGAUUGUUCAAAGUACUUACUGAAGUGUAAAAUAAAAAUCUAAGAUAUGACAAACAUA